Messenger RNA from Acanthamoeba castellanii str. Neff, 1560 nucleotides. RefSeq names its product aminotransferase, class I/II superfamily protein. Gene Ontology annotation, molecular function: pyridoxal phosphate binding; serine C-palmitoyltransferase activity. Lineage: Eukaryota; Discosea; Longamoebia; Acanthamoebidae. Bases 1 to 1560 code for a protein of 519 amino acids. Gene Ontology annotation, biological process: ceramide biosynthetic process; sphingosine biosynthetic process. The record is from RefSeq and is a predicted model, not a curated record. The transcript has 8 exons. Gene Ontology annotation, cellular component: endoplasmic reticulum.
AUGAGCACCUAUCUCUCGGCCAGCUCCGCUUUGGAGGAUUUCUUCUGGCACCUGCUCGCACAAUCCGGAAAUGGAAUGCUUGCUGUGGCCGAUUAUCUCGGCGUUCACCCCAUGCAUCUUGGCCUAGAGAUCUUUUUCGGUCUGGUGCUUAUCUACUUCGUUUUCCAAAAGAGCUACAAGAUCCCCAAGCACGAGCCGGAACGUCUUACGGACAGGGAAAUUGAUCAACUGGUGGCCGAGUGGAAUCCUUCGCCUCUUGUGCCCAGUCUCAACGAGUAUCAGGAGUGGAAUGAAACGACGAUCCCAACUCUUGCGAGCGCUCCCUCCGCUGUUGUAGAGCUCGAGGGUGGCAACAAGGUGCUCAACUUCGCCAGCACUAACUUCCUGGGCAUGGCCGAGGACCCUGAGAUCAAGCAAACGGCAGUGGCUGCCCUGCAGACCUACGGUUGUGGUUCGUGUGGCCCUCGCGGCUUCUACGGCACCAUGGAUGUGCACCUGGAGCUGGAGAAGACGAUCGCCGAGUUCAUGCAGACCGAGGCGUCCAUCGUCUACUCGUCUGGUUUCGCCACCAUCGCCUCCGUCAUUCCCGCCUUCUCCAAGGUCUACGAUGCCAUCAUUUGGUACGCGCUUCCACCACCACGGCGAGCGCCGCAGUGCCGCUCACAGACGUAUCUGGGACGAAUGUCAUGCAGCGACCAGGGCGUAUCGCAUGCCAUUCAGGUGGGCGCGCUGCUCUCGCGCAGCAAGGUGUCCUAUUUCAAGCACAACGACGUGAAGGACCUGCGGAAGGUGCUCGAGGAGAUCAAGCAAGACGAUGCCGCCAAGAAGAAGAAGGUCUACCGCAAGUUCGUCAUCAUCGAGGGCCUCUACUACAACUACGGCGACAUUGCUCCCCUUCCCGAGAUCCUCAAGCUCAAGGACGAGUUCCAUUUCCAUCUCGUCAUGGACGACUCACUCGGCAUCGGCACUCUCGGCGCCAAUGGACGGGGCUCGUGCGAACACUGGGGCGUCCCUACCAACAAGAUCGACAUCCUCACCGGCAACCUGGGUCACUCCGUUGGCUCGCUCGGUGGUUUCGGUUGCGGCAACAAGACCGUCGUCAACCAUCAGCGUUUGAAUGCGUCGGGCUACGUGUUCUCGGCCUCGUCUCCUCCCUACCUCGUGUCGUCCGCUAUCAAGGCCUUCUCCCUCAUUCAAGAGAAGCCCGAGCUCCUCAAGAAGCUGAAGAAGAACAUCGCCAUCUUCCGCAAGGAGAUCGGAGACAUUCAGGAGUCGGGCAUUGUCUUGAGCACGCUCGCCGAGGCGCCCAUCGUUCACCUGAAGCUCGCCGAGCCCAGCGGCGACAGGUUCGAAGACGAGAAGACCCUCCAGGCCAUCGUCGACGAAGCCCUCGAGCAGGGUAUCCUCUUGACGCGUUCGCAGUAUGUACAGUCCGAGAAGUUCCUCCCGCCGCCCUCCAUCCGUGUGGCCAUCUGCGCCACCCACGAGGAGAAGGACGUGGUCAAGGCGGCGAAGAUCGUCAAGGAGGCCGCCCACAAGGUCCUCUCCAGCAAGCACUGA